AUGGGGCAGUCGGAGAGGCCUGCCCUGCAGGUCAUAGUCCUGGGCUCCGGCGGCGGUCCCCUGGAAUCAAACACCACCGCCUUCCUUGUCCGCUCCGUCGCCCAGGACUGGUCCAAGGGCUCCAUCGUCGCCGUCGAUGCCGGCGUCCACCUGUCCGCCAUUGCCCGCCUCAUCCAAGAUGCCUUCCCCUCGCCGCCCCCGACCUCGCUCCCCUUUACCCUCACCGAAGGCCCCUUUGCCGGACUGCCGCUGCCCUAUCGCACCGCCGCUGCCAACGCUGCCCACGUCACCCGCACCCUCGUCGACACCUACCUCAUCACCCACCCUCACAUGGACCACAUCUCGGGCUUCGUCGUAAACACGGCCGGCCUGCCCGGCACCCGCCCCAAGAAGCUCGCCGGCCUGCCCAGCACCAUCCAGGCCUUCAAGAACCACAUCUUCAACAACGUCAUCUGGCCCAACCUAAGCGACGAGAACAACGGCGCCGGCCUGCUGACGUACCUGCGCCUCGUUGACGGCGGCAGCCCCGCCCUUGGCGACGGCCCGGGCAAGGGCUAUCUUGAGGUCUGCGACGGGCUCCUCGUCAAGACGUGGAGCGUCAGCCAUGGCCACUGCAUCGAAAAGCACAGCCAUCGCGGCUCCGCCUCGAGCGCCUCCCCGCGCUUCGGCAGCCAUGACGGCUCCCUCCAGCCGUCGCGCCGCGACCUCUACGGCCACCAGCCCUCGCUGCCCACCUCCCGCAGCCAGACACUGCUGGGCCAGGCCACCCUGGGCAGCGCGUCCCCGCAGUUUGGCGGCGGCGCCGAGCAGGAAAAAUACUGCGUCUACGACUCGAGCGCCUACUUUAUCCGCGACCAGGACCACCGCCGCGAGGUGCUCAUCUUUGGCGACGUCGAGCCCGACAGCCUCUCGCUCAGCCCGCGCAACCUGGCCGUCUGGCAAGAGGCCGCGCCCAAGGUUGCAAGCGGCACCCUCGCCGCCGUCUUCAUCGAGUGCAGCUACGACGACUCGCGCUGCAACGACCGCCUCUACGGCCACCUCAAGCCCGUCUUUGUCAUUGAGGAGCUGCAGGUCCUCGCCGCAGAGGUCGACGCCGCCCGCAAGGGUCGCUGUGUUGACUCGCGCAAGCGCAAGCGUAUCAGCGUCGGCGAGGGGCCCCAGCAGCGCCACCAGCCCAGCUUCGUGCUCGAGGAACCCGUGUCGCCCAAGUCGAUGAAGCCCUCGCUGUCCAAGUCGGCCGACUCUUCGGAGACGCCGCACUUGGCGACGCCGGUGGACGAGCUGACGCUCCGCGACCUGGAGACCCCGACCCCGGAGGACAACGCCCGACGGCCUCUCGAGGGCCUCAAAGUGGUCAUUAUCCACGUAAAGGAGACGCUCGAGAACGAGCCGGACCCGGGCGAGACGAUUUUGCAGCAGCUACGGGAACACGAGCGAGAGGCGUGCCUGGGUUGCGAGUACAUUGUCUCCAAGCCAGGGCAGAGCCUCUAUCUCUGA
Molecule: messenger RNA, 1497 nt
Organism: Hirsutella rhossiliensis
Lineage: Eukaryota; Fungi; Ascomycota; Sordariomycetes; Hypocreales; Ophiocordycipitaceae
Product: cAMP phosphodiesterases class-II domain-containing protein
Exons: 2
Coding region: 1-1497 (498 amino acids)
Biological process (GO): cGMP catabolic process; negative regulation of glucose mediated signaling pathway; cAMP catabolic process
Molecular function (GO): 3',5'-cyclic-GMP phosphodiesterase activity; 3',5'-cyclic-AMP phosphodiesterase activity
Source: RefSeq, a predicted model, not a curated record